AUGGCGAAGCUAUGUGCAAUUGACAUCUCCAAUGGAUACUACCUGUUUGAGCCUGGCCACGGAAUCCCCCACAAAUUCAUGAUUGCAACCCAACUUUUCAAUUCCUCACUUGAAUUGCUCCAUACGGUUGUCGGUUUGGUACCAACACCGAUCCCAACUUUGCUUCUUCAAUCAUUUGCAAGAUUAAUCAUUUUAGUUGGAAUUUGCGUCGUCAUUCCUGAAUCAUCAGCCAAUUACAACAUUUUCACAUUUGCCGGCUUGACUUUGGCUUGGUCAAUUACUGAGAUUAUCAGGUACGGGUUUUAUGUCCUUAAGUUGGGCCAAUUUUCAGUGCCUUACUCGAUCUUGUGGUUGCGGUACUCAGCAUUCUUUUUGUUGUAUCCUUUGGGACUUGUUUGUGAAAGUCUCACAGUUUACAACUCUUAUGAGGUUAUUGAAACGAGGUUGCCUGGCUACUCCAAGUUUUUAAAGUAUGCUAUGCCAUUGUAUAUACCAGGAUUUUUGUACUUGUACAGCUACAUGAUCAAACAAAGAGGAAAGGUGUUGAAAAGAGAAAAGGAGAAGCUGAGCUAA
Molecule: messenger RNA, 573 nt
Organism: Lodderomyces margitis
Lineage: Eukaryota; Fungi; Ascomycota; Pichiomycetes; Serinales; Debaryomycetaceae
Exons: 2
Coding region: 1-573 (190 amino acids)
Biological process (GO): fatty acid elongation; very long-chain fatty acid biosynthetic process; sphingolipid biosynthetic process
Cellular component (GO): endoplasmic reticulum membrane
Molecular function (GO): 3-hydroxyacyl-CoA dehydratase activity
Source: RefSeq, a predicted model, not a curated record